Molecule: messenger RNA, 3274 nt
Organism: Acanthopagrus latus (yellowfin seabream)
Lineage: Eukaryota; Metazoa; Chordata; Actinopteri; Spariformes; Sparidae
Gene: rab31
Product: RAB31, member RAS oncogene family
Exons: 7
Coding region: 140-724 (194 amino acids)
Molecular function (GO): GTPase activity; GTP binding
Source: RefSeq, a predicted model, not a curated record
CUGUCUCAGGGGCUGGGUUUCUCUUUUACCCAAGAAGAGAGAGAGAGAGAAGGAAAAAAAUCUGAUUUUCAAGCAUGACGGAACAAAGACACUGAUGAACUAUUGUGAAAUUAUGAUUUAAAAACUUCCAAGACUUACCAUGGCUAUAAGGGAGCUCAAAGUUUGCCUUUUAGGGGACACUGGAGUUGGAAAAUCCAGCAUUGUGUGCCGAUUUGUUCAGGAUCAUUUUGACCACAACAUAAGUCCCACAAUAGGAGCAUCAUUCCUAACCAAAACAGUGCCGUCUGGAAAUGAACUGCACAAAUUUCUGAUCUGGGAUACAGCCGGACAGGAAAGGUUCCACUCAUUAGCUCCUAUGUACUACCGAGGAUCAGCUGCUGCUGUCAUUGUCUAUGACAUUACUAAACUGGACUCUUUCCAGACACUGAAGAAGUGGGUGAAGGAGCUGAAGGAACACGGUCCAGAGGAUAUUGUUGUAGCCAUAGCAGGGAACAAGAAUGAUUUAGGAGACAUCAGGGAAGUUCCUAUGAAGGAAGCUAAGGAGUUUGCUGAAUCAAUUGCAGCUAUUUUCAUCGAGACUAGUGCCAGAAAUGCUGUCAAUGUUGAGGAGCUCUUUCAGAAAAUCAGUAAACAGAUACCACCCCUUGAAAACCCUGAAGUAGACAGCAACGAUUCCUUCAAACUCACCAGGCAGCCUGCUCCAUCCACCAGGAGGUGCUGCUAGUACCAUUGGUGGCAGAUGAGAUUACUUCCCACAGCACAAAGACGGACUCCACCAGCACAGCACACAGUCCACAAUGCACACAGUGUCUUACUCCUGGGAAAGACAAGACAGUGGACAGACAGAGGUCAGCUUGCAGGUGUGGUCAACUGCAACAUGAAACAGAAAAAACCUGCCAGCAGUAUUACAUGUGUCAUUGCACAUAUUAUUAUUUCAUUUAUUUGUAGCAGUUUUGGCUUUGAUGAGGUCAGGAAGAAGAAAGCCUUAAGUUUGUCCCCCUCAGGUGGUGUUUUACAUGAAUUACAGUAAGAUUCUGUCUUACAUUCUGAUUCUGUCUUCAGGCCACUACAAAUAGGCAGUUUAUCCCAUUUUCCAAAGUAAUUUAAAUCCCUAAAUUGACAACAAGUGACCUGGCUGAAAUGCUUUUUUAAAGGCUGGUUUUGACGUAACUACAUCUUAAUUUUAAGAGUCGACUACUCUUUAGAUUUUCAUCGCACUGUGGCUCUAAAAUCGCACGCAGAAAAAUGUUUUUUUUUCUUUCCUCCAUUGAGCUUUUAUGUACUAUUAUGUAUCAUUCAUAUAAAGAAUUACAUUGGAAUAUUUGAAUAAGACGUUGUCUAUGUUGAACCCUAGAUGAGCAUUCAGUUCUGUAGCUCAAAUGCAGCGGCUUUACAUUCCACUCUGUCAUGUGUUUUCACACACAUUUGCUGUAUAAGGGACAACUGUACUGUUGCAGAAUAGACAGCUUAGAGGCCUAAAUUGUAAUUACAGUAUGACACCCCCUGUUGAAACACUGUGACCAAUACUAGAAUUGUUUACAUAGUGAUUUGUUGAAGAUGUUUUCUACAUGCUGAAAUGUGUUGUGUGAGAUUUCACUACAGGGAAUGAUGACUGCCAAACAUGAGGUUUAACCUGAAAAUGAGUUACAUUUAUACUGUCCUGACCUGCAUGUAUUUUAAUCUUUGUGCCAAAAGGGCUGUGUUCUAUCUACUCACUAAACUAUAAAAUAUGGGAAUUUAUUCCUGAACCAAUUAGUUUUAGCUUGCAAAAAAAAAAGUUGAAAAUAGGGUUAAAGUGAAAAUAGUCCUUUGCCCCGUUGUGUAAACUAAGGUUUUGCCCAUUGUUUGCUGCUGUUUCUGUGGCAGUAGCGCCUCUGGAUUUGACCACUUGAGAAAUUGAUAAUGGCACUUUUGCAUACAUUUAAAAUAGUAGUCAUUUGGAUGUACGUGUGAAGUGUUUAAACAGUCACGCUACUCUUGAACAGUAUUUUUUUUUUAUAAGAGCAUUGAGUAGACAUGGACGUUGACCUAGAUACAAUGAGUAUUUCUUGUUUUAAGUUUGUACAAAAUCAAAACAUGUAUGAACAGGUCGUGAGGCUACAUUUCUAAUUUUUAUUGCAAUUACAGUCUAAUUUUACUUAUAUGUACUAAGCGUGGGGGAGGGAAUCAAUUCAUAGAUGCAUUGUGAUUCUUUCUCGAUGCAGAAAAGUGAAUAAAUAAGUGGAAAUUUAAAACCCAAUUCUUGACAUUAUGAUCAUCUGUAAAAAUGAUGUAAGACCCAGCAGUGCGUUCCUCUCAGCUGAGAUAAUUGGAUAGUAAGAUGUUAUAGAAGUCCAGUUAAGCAUGGGUGACACUACUUUGUGCUUAUCUUCCUUAAAAGUUAAAUGUAAUGGAGGCAAACAUGCGUCAUGCUUAUUUUAAUUAUGGAUCAUUACAAAUACGCUAACUUUUAAAAGUGGCAAGGAGUCCAACGUUGAGAUUAAAAGUUUGGAUGCUUCGAGAUGCACUGAUAAUCAUUUUAUAAUCGUGUUGUAGACCUCUGACUCAAAUUGAAUUGAAUCUUUGAGGUCCCUACAGAUUCCCACCCCUAAUAUGUAUCAUAGUCUCUUUAAUGUAAAGUCAUGCCAAACUCCCUUCAAAAGUCUGCCAACUAAUUUGGCCUUGCUAACUGUAACUACACAUAUAAUACAUACCUACAAGAAAGUGAUGUAACACGACUUCCUGAUUCCUGAGUUCCCACGGGAAAAUGUGUGUCACGUCUGUUCACCGAGGAUGUGUUCCUUCGAGGUAACAGACGUAUCGGUAGAAUUUUCCACUAAAAUGUAACACAGUGAUGAGAUUGACGGUCUAAUCUGAUUUAGGAGCAGCUUGAUGAAAAUGUCAUAAAACAGAGAUAUUUCCAGGCAGUUUGAAAUGACAUUACCUCCUUACAAGAGAAAAAAAUGACAUACUGUGCAAACAGAUCUUAUUAGGUUGAAUGUUGACAUUGUGAGGAGAUUUCCAGUGAUUAUAUUGGUCGUCACACAAGUGCCUUUUUAAAAUGUUUUCCUAAACAAAUGUAUGACAUGGCUAAAAGGUACAUACUGCUAGAAUAAUGCAUGAAUUACUUGACUAAACCAGUACAGACGAGUUGUAUGCAUAACAGUCAACUUUGAAACUGCCAAUUAUCUGCAGCCAUCUUUAUAAUGUAUGCAUAAGUCAUGCUUCCCUGUAUCCUCUGUAGGUCAGAUUAACUUUGUAUAUUAAUCAAUGUAAUAAAGUAGCGAUUAUUCUA